AUGCGCCGCCCAGACACUAGUCAUUCCCUUCUUUCUCCUGCAAAUUACGACAACGAUGCAUCUUCGUUGCGGUCGCCUUCCGAGCAGGACUCCGAUUCCGACGAUGACGCCCUCCUCGACCAGAACCGCAGCACCUUAGAAAUCGCAGAGCACGAUAGGGCAGUCCUAGAAGAUGAAGAGGAACUUGAAAAUCUUCUGAUCCGCCGUGGUACUGGACAUGGUCUGCGGAGGAUUUUCAGCCCAAAUGGUAGCACUGUGAAGAUCGGCAAGACGAAAAAGGAGCGGCGACAGCGGAGAGGGUCACGUCGAGAGAGAGUCAGCGAAGACGGUGAGCUGAUGUAUGAGAUGGAAGAGGGAAUUGGUGACGACAAUGCUUCCCUAUUGAGCGGAUCGUCGUUAGAUUUGGAUAGAAAAGGCGAAUACACAUAUGAGCCGCCUCCACGGCCUUCAUGGCGAAAAAUCCUGUUUAUAAUUACUCUCGUCGCGAUUCUCUUCGUCAUCCUCCUCCUCGGGGCGUAUAAAGCCUCGAGCGGUUUCCGAUCUUCACGAGCACACCCUCCACUCUUGCUCUCCAACGGCACGGCUCUGUUUGCACCAACCACUAUCGUUAUCUCCCUGGAUGGCUUCCGAGCCGACUUUCUCGACCGUGGGCUCACUCCUGCGCUGAACUCCCUCAUCGCUAAUGGCGUUUCCCCGCAAUAUAUGAACCCCAGCUUCCCGAGCGUCACCUUCCCAAACCAUUUUACACUCAUGACUGGACUCUACCCCGAGAGUCAUGGAAUUGUGGGCAACACAUUUUGGGAUCCGAAUAUGAAAGAGGAAUUCUACUAUACCCAUCCCACUGUUAGCAUGCAACCCAAGUGGUGGAUGGCGGAACCGCUGUGGGUGACGGCAGAAAAGCAGCGUGUAAAGACCGCUAUCCACAUGUGGCCGGGAUCUGAAGCGCACAUUGGUGACAAGGAGCCGAGCUUUUUGGACAAAUACAACGGGACGGAAGUCUUGCCUCGCAAGGUGGAUCGGAUACUAGAGUUUUUGGAUCUCCCAGGUCUCGAGGAUGAAUCGCAGAUACCGCCCGAGCGGCCGCAAUUUAUCGUGGCUUACGUUCCUGACGUUGAUCAGGACGGGCAUAAAUUUGGCCCUAACAGCACUGAGAUUCGAAAGACGAUUUCCGAAGCGGAUGGUAUGGUCGCCGACGUUAUGACUGGUCUUGAGCGACGCAAUCUUACCGAGGUGGUCAAUAUCGUGGUUGUCUCGGAUCACGGCAUGGCCACUACCUCUACGGAAAGGCUGAUUCAGCUCGAUGAUCUCAUUGAUUAUGAUCUGAUUGAACAUAUUGACGGGUGGCCAUCUGCUGGGCUACGCCCCAAGCGCCCCGAGGAUCUAGAAACCCUCCGGAAGCAAUUGGAGAAGGUAGCUCCAGACUACGAGCAUGCUUUUGAAUUCUACACACGGGAGACAAUGCCUGAACGGUAUCACUUCUCGAAUAACGAACGCAUUGCGCCGUUGUGGGUCAUCCCUAAGACGGGGUGGGCUAUCGUUAAUCGGUCAGAGUUCGACGUGAAAGAGGCUUUGAAGAUCGGGAAGGAAUACCAUCCUCGGGGUAUUCACGGAUAUGACCACGAACAUCCAUUGAUGCGUGCAAUCUUUAUUGCGCGCGGCCCAGCCUUCCCUCACAAGCCAAACAGCCGGGUUGAAGUUUUCCAAAACAUCGAGGUAUAUAACAUUGUCUGUGACUCUUUGGGUGUCGAUCCUCUUCCGAGCAACGGCACACUACGGCUCCCGCUGAAGCCAGUCGGCCUCCACUCGGACGCGAACACACCGGUCUUGGACACACCUCCUGAUCCCCCGGCUCAGACUUCUGCAACAGCAGGACCAUUGCAACCAGCACCCUCACAACCACCAUCCCCACAGCCAUCACCCCCACAACCAGUACAGCCAGCAACGCAACCCACUUCAGCAGCUGAGGCACCACCCGCUACAGACCAUCAAAGUGACGACGAAAAGGGCUCGACGUGGUGGGGAACACUUUGGCACAAAUUUGACGAUCUAAAGAAUUGGGCUGGUGGUGUUGCUGAUGCUGUUCAGGGCAAGCACCCGGAGCCUGAGAGUUCAUAA
Molecule: messenger RNA, 2115 nt
Organism: Penicillium expansum
Lineage: Eukaryota; Fungi; Ascomycota; Eurotiomycetes; Eurotiales; Aspergillaceae
Product: nucleotide pyrophosphatase/phosphodiesterase family protein
Exons: 3
Coding region: 1-2115 (704 amino acids)
Biological process (GO): nucleoside triphosphate metabolic process
Molecular function (GO): ribonucleoside triphosphate phosphatase activity; nucleoside triphosphate diphosphatase activity
Source: RefSeq, a predicted model, not a curated record